Vigna radiata var. radiata (mung bean) is the source of this 611-nucleotide messenger RNA. RefSeq names its product mediator of RNA polymerase II transcription subunit 25-like. The record is from RefSeq and is a predicted model, not a curated record. The transcript has 3 exons. Lineage: Eukaryota; Viridiplantae; Streptophyta; Magnoliopsida; Fabales; Fabaceae. The coding region runs from base 64 to 318 and encodes 84 amino acids.
CUUCAUCUUCUUCAUCUUCUGCAAUAUCUCUUGUUUUUAGCAGAUUUUUCAGUUCUUGAUUCCAUGGCAAAUAACAAAUGGUUAAACAUAACAGUUGAUGGAAACUCAGCCUUGGCUUCUUACUGGCCCAGCAUUUUCUCAGAUUGUCUUCAAAAGAUAGUCAGGAACUUCUUUGAAGACUCAAGAAACGAGGGAGCUAAUGCACAGGUAGGUCUGGUAAUGUAUAAUGCCAACAACAAUCCAGGUAUAUUAUUUCAUUUACCUUUUAUUUUCAUUUUCAGUCUAUGUAAGAUACGCCUUGUUGAGUUAAAUCAAUAACAACUUUGUAAUAAUUAUUUUAUCCAAUAUGCUAAUUAUAUAUAGAAUUAUAUGUUUUUACUCUGAAACAAAAUUAAAAUUUUCAAAAUUUGGAUACAUUCAUUCUACUGUUACUCAAAUAUGCUUAAAUUUGCUUNUGUAUCUUAUCUAGGGUUGGACGUUCAAUAUAUCCCUUGGACAAGAGAGGUGGAUAGUUUUUUAAGUGUGUUAUCAUCAUUGAUUUUCAAUGGAAAUAAUGAAAACCAACACACCAUGGUGAAAGGUCUUGCAGAAGCUCUACUGGUAUAUAUAUG